AUGAAUUUUAUAUUCGUGGCCAUUUUGGCUGUCAGUGCCUGCGUUGUAAAUGGACAAUCUUCAUGUCGGACGCCUAGCGGGGCAAAUGGCCAGUGUGUAUCGGUGUACAACUGUCAAGUUCUACUGGACCUGAUAAACAAGAAGGAUCGGACAACUCAGGACAUUGAGCUGCUGCAGAAGUCACAAUGCGGUUACAUUGGUUCUGCACCUGCUGUGUGCUGUCCGCCGAAGCCAUCUGGUACCUGCUAUACUCCGGAAGGCAUGGAGGGGCAAUGUAUUAGUCUGUACUCGUGCACACAUCUAGCGAACUUGUUAAAACCACCAGUGCCGAGUGAGAGUAUCGCCUAUGUGCAGAAAUCAAGGUGUGAAGGUCCAGAACAAUACAGUGUCUGCUGUGGCCCUCCUCCAAACCGGGACCCUACAAUGAUACCACCCGGUGGCUGCGAGUCCCAGAUGACCGCCUUCCCUCCAGACCCGAAGAGUGAAUGCUGCGGUGUUGACAGUCGAGUUGGAAAUAAAAUUGUUGGCGGUAACGCAACAACAGUAGACCAGUACCCAUGGUUGGUGAUAAUUGAGUACGUGAAGCAGGGCGUGACGAAACUGCUCUGUGGUGGAGCUCUCAUCAGUGGGCGCUACGUGUUGACAGCUGGUCACUGUGUCGCUGGUCAAGUUCUUAAUGUUGGCACACCACGACGAGUACGUUUAGGAGAAUACGACACCGGCCACGAAGGCAAGGACUGUGCGCCUGUAGAAGCUGGUGGCGAAGAUUGCACAGAUGGAGCCAUUAAAAUUAAUAUUGAGAAGAUCACCCCUCAUCCUCAAUACAACCCUGCUAGUGCCUUGAAGAGGAAUGAUAUCGCUUUAAUCAGGCUGGCAGAGGCAGCACCGUUCACAGACUUUAUCCGGCCGAUUUGUCUCCCGACCAAGGACAUGACAUUGCCUCAAAACCGUCCUAUUAACUUUACAUUAUUCGCGGCUGGUUGGGGAGCAGUUAGUACGAAACAGUCCUACAGCGCUGUCAAACUCCACGUCGACCUGCCUUUCGUUACCCCGGAGGAAUGCCAACCAGUAUACUCGAAACCCGGCCGCAGUAUCACACUAUGGCAAGCCCAGCUUUGUGCCGGCGGACAACCAGGCAAGGACUCCUGCAAAGGUGACUCCGGUGGCCCACUGAUGUACGAAAAUGGCCGCACAUACGAAGUCACAGGAGUCGUCAGUUUUGGACCACUACCCUGCGGCAUGGAUGGAGUUCCCGGCGUCUACAGUAAAGUUUACGAAUACCUCGACUGGAUUAGAAGCACAAUCGUCCCUUAG
Spodoptera littoralis (African cotton leafworm) is the source of this 1314-nucleotide messenger RNA. The record is from the annotation of a GenBank genome assembly. NCBI's taxonomy places the organism in Eukaryota, Metazoa, Arthropoda, Insecta, Lepidoptera, Noctuidae.